AUACAUUUGAAAUUGGGGAUUGGAUUUAGGAUGGAUACAAGAAAAUUUUGUGUUUGAUAUUGACAGAAAGAGAAAGGGGCAGGGGUGGGUCGGGCUGAAAAAAGGUUGAACAAGGGAAAGAAAGACAGGCAAGCGCAAGAGAGGUGAUUGAGAGUUGAGAGACGAUGGGGGAAAAUCAAAGGAAAAUGAUGGUGGCGGCGGGGGCAAUAAUAGUAGCGGCAGGAAGUGUCUGGGCGAUGAGGAGCUUAAGAAAUAGCGAUACUACUAGUACUGACUACAUGAUGAAGUUGAUGAGUGAAAUGCGAGAUUGGUUGGGCUUUUGGGCCAUCCCUGCUUAUGUAGCUCUCCAUACUCUCACACUCGCGCUCUGUCUUCCCUAUGCUGUAUUCUUCGAGGCCGGUGCGUCUAUUCUCUUCGGUUUCUUUCCUGCUCUCAUCUGCGUCUUUUCCGCCAAGAUUCUCGCUGCUUCCUUCUCAUUCUUUCUUGGCAGGCUGGUUUUCAGGAGUUCUAGCUCAGCUAUAAAAUGGGUCCAAAGUAAUCAGUACUUUCACAUGCUUUCUAAAGGAGUUGAAAGAGAUGGCUGGAAAUUUGUUCUUCUUGCUCGUUUCUCACCCAUACCGUCCUAUAUUAUUAAUUAUGCCUUGUCUGCUACUGAAAUUGGAUUUUUUGUGGAUUUUCUGCUUCCCACAGUAGUUGGCUGCUUGCCUAUGAUAUUGCAGAACACAUCCAUAGGCAGUCUAGCUAGUGCUGCUGUAGCUUCAGCUUCCGGAACUCAGAAACCAAAAGUUUGGUCAUACUUAUUUCCUCUUCUCGGAAUAUCCUCAAGUAUCCUUAUCUCCUUGAGAAUUAAAAGGUACAGCACCAACAUCACUGUAGAGGCUGAAUCCUCAUCUCAUGAUGCCUUUGUUUCAAAAUUGCAAUAAUCAUGCAAGUUUAACCCAAAUGUUAUCCUUGCAUCUUAAUUUUAUAAUAAUUUAAUAUUUGUGGGGAUCUUCCAAUUUGGUUUUAAACCACUUUUGUUGAGAAUACCUAUGGAGUGAAAAGUGUACACCAAAAUACUUUAAGAAGAUAUGGCAGGGACAGAGCAUCUUCAAUUGGGUUGUCUAUGAUGGUUAGCUACACUGGACUUAUAAGACAUUAUAUAAACUUUGUUGCUAAAUUGGACAUGUAAGAUAUUAUGUAAAAUAUGCUAAACCUGCAACACGUUUUGUUUCGAUGAUAAUGAUUAUAUUGUCUGAAUAUAUUUUAAAUAUAACAUGUUAUUAUUA
Molecule: messenger RNA, 1268 nt
Organism: Daucus carota subsp. sativus
Lineage: Eukaryota; Viridiplantae; Streptophyta; Magnoliopsida; Apiales; Apiaceae
Exons: 2
Coding region: 165-923 (252 amino acids)
Cellular component (GO): membrane
Source: RefSeq, a predicted model, not a curated record